Messenger RNA from Exophiala aquamarina CBS 119918, 1164 nucleotides. RefSeq lists its product as uncharacterized. The coding region runs from base 1 to 1164 and encodes 387 amino acids. The transcript is spliced from 2 exons. Gene Ontology annotation, cellular component: mitochondrion. Lineage: Eukaryota; Fungi; Ascomycota; Eurotiomycetes; Chaetothyriales; Herpotrichiellaceae. The record is from RefSeq and is a predicted model, not a curated record. Gene Ontology annotation, molecular function: fatty acyl-CoA hydrolase activity. Gene Ontology annotation, biological process: acyl-CoA metabolic process.
AUGGAUAGAGGCACUGAGAGAAGCACAGAAUCAUUCGGGGACCGCCACCCUACCACCACCUCCCAAACCAGAUUUGACGCCAAAGAGAAUCAAGAUAAGUGGCUUCUUGAUACCUACGCCAACACCACGGGCCAAAUCCGCACGGGGACGCUUCUGAUGGACCUCGAUGCCUUGGCUGGCGUUGUUGCCUACAAGCAUACCGGCGAAGGCGUCAGCACGGUGACGGCCGCGGUGGAUCGGAUCACCUUACAAAACCCCAUCCGAGAGAUCUGCGACCUCGAGCUGAGCGGGCAGGCCACAUUUGCAACCGGCAGGAGUAGCAUGGAGAUCACUCUGCAGAUCGCGAAAGCGCCGAUAGGGGACGAAAAGAUAUUGCCAGAGCAUGUCUUCAUGACCUGUGCCUUUACGAUGGUCGCCCUCGAUCCCCAGACCAAGAGACCAGUCAACAUCGCGCCCCUCGAGGUCACCACACCGGCGGAGAAGGCUCUGUUCGCGAAGGGUGCCGAGAACUACAAAAACAAGAAGGCUCUGAAAUCCUCCCACAUCCUGCAAAAAGCCCCCGACGCCGAAGAAUCCAUCGAGAUCCAUAAAAUGUGGACGGACUCUCUCGCCUACGCGGACUCCAAGAACCCCAAACAUCAGCCCAAGAACGUGCAGAACAUGAGCAAGACCACCAUCCACAGCACCCAGAUAAUGCAGCCGCAGUAUAGGAACCGCCAUAAUUUUAUGAUCUUCGGCGGCUACCUCCUAAAACAAACCUUCGAGAUAGCAUUCACCUGCGCUGCUGCAUUCUCUCACACACGACCACGCUUCAUGAACCUAGACCCCAGCACGUUUGAGGAGCCCGUCCCUGUCGGCUCGGUGCUGUACAUCUCUGCGAACGUGUCCUACACAGAGCCAGACCCCAGCGGGGGCACGCGGAUCCAGGUCAUGGUACGGACGCAUGUGCGGCCCGUGGAGCACCAAGACCAGGAGAGGAAGUCUACGGGCACCUUUUUCUACACGUUCCUGUCGCCGGACAACGUCAGUGUGCUGCCCCAGAGCUAUAGUGAAUUUAUGAGGUGGGUCGCAGGUAAGAGACGGGCAGAGAACCUCGCCGCUACGCUCAAGGACGAUCAGAAUACGGUGCUUGCUAGUAUGCACGCUGAGAAUGUGACGGAAUAA